AAGGGCGCGAUCCCUUUAAGAGCGGUCCCCUUUUCCAAACGAGCCGGCGACGGGCUUUCUUGUGCAGACUGGGUGCGAUGCUCAGGAGCCGGGGGCUGAUGUCAGUCCUUUUGUGGAUUGUGGGAAAGUAGAGCAUCACUCGCCUUAUUUCCACCCCCCCCCCAUCACCUUUGCAUGCCUGGUGCCUGGUGCCAAAGGAGCCUGCAGCCUGAAUCUCUUGGAAGGUGCAGAAUUCAAGGUGAUACAGGAAUCAGCAAGUACACAAGCCAGGAGCAGCACAGAACCCAGUUGUAUUGGAGUUAAGGCUGGACCAUGUCCACCAUGGUCUACCCCAGAGACGAGAGGUUGGAGAGACUGACCCAGGAUGAGAUUGUGAUGAACACCAAGGCGGUGAUCCAGGGGCUGGAGACCUUGAAGAACGAGCACAACUCCAUCCUCAACACCCUGCUGGACGCCAUGAAGUCCCUGCAGAAGGGCCAGGAGCCCAGCGUGGUGCAGGAGAAGUCCUGCCUGCUGCAGAAGUCCCUGGAGAGCAUCGAGCUAGGGCUGGGUGAAGCCCAGGUGAUCAUUGCCCUGUCCAAUCACCUGAACGCGGUGGAGUCGGAGAAGCAGAAGCUGCGGGCGCAGGUCCGCCGCCUGUGCCAGGAGAACCAGUGGCUGCGGGACGAGCUGGCGGGGACACAGCAGAAGCUGCAGCGCAGCGAGCAGGCAGUCGCGCAGCUCGACGAGGAGAAGAAGCACCUCGAGUUCAUGAACCAGAUCAAGAAGUUCGACGAGGACGUCUCCCCCUCUGAAGAGAAGAGUGGGGACUCGGGGAAGGAAACUCUCGACGAUCUUUUCCCGAACGAUGAAGAACAUUCUCAAGGACACCAGCCUCACACGGUGGGCGAUGCCGCUCAGCAUGGCGGCUACGAGAUCCCGGCCCGGCUGCGGACGCUGCAUAACCUGGUGAUCCAGUACGCCUCGCAGGGGCGCUACGAGGUGGCCGUGCCGCUGUGCAAACAGGCGCUGGAGGACCUGGAGAAAACCUCGGGGCACGACCACCCCGACGUGGCCACCAUGCUUAACAUUCUGGCGCUGGUGUACAGAGACCAGAACAAAUACAAGGAGGCGGCACAUCUCCUGAACGACGCACUCAACAUUCGGGAGAAAACCCUGGGCAAGGACCACCCAGCAGUGGCCGCUACCCUCAACAACUUGGCCGUCCUGUGUGGCAAGAGAGGGAAGUACCGAGAAGCCGAACCGCUCUGCAAGAGAGCCCUGGAGAUCAGGGAGAAGGUUUUGGGGAAGUUCCACCCGGAUGUGGCCAAGCAACUGAACAACCUGGCCCUGCUGUGCCAGAACCAGGGCAAGUACGAGGAGGUGGAGAGGUAUUACCGGCACGCCCUGGAGAUCUACGAAUCCCAGCUGGGACCUGAUGACCCCAACGUGGCCAGGACUAAGAACAACCUGGCAUCCUGUUAUCUUAAACAGGGGAAAUACAGAGAGGCAGAGUCCUUGUACAAGGAAAUACUGACCAGAGCACAUGAGAAAGAAUUUGGUUCAGUUAGUGGAGAGAAUAAGCCUAUUUGGAUGCACGCUGAGGAACGUGAGGAACAGAGCAAGAGCAAGCGGAGAGACGGUGUCCUGUGUUGGGAGUAUGGAAACUGGUACAAAGCUUGUAAGGUUGACAGCCCCACUGUGAACACCACACUGAGGAGUCUGGGAGCCCUCUACCGACGUCAGGGCAAACUCGAGGCUGCCGAGACUCUGGAGGAGUGUGCGACCAAGUCACGCAAACAGGCGCCAGAGACGUCCCACCCGACCCGGGUGGUGGAGCUGCUGAAGGACGGCGGCCUGGAGUGUCGGCCAGGGCGCGAUCACCUGACCGGGGCCACCGGGGUCGUUAAUUACAUCAUCAACGGCUCCGAGAGCGAGGAGGGAGGUGGAGCCGAGUGGAACGGGGACGGCAGCGGAUCUCUCCGGAGAAGCGGCUCGUUCGGGAAGAUCCGAGACGCCUUGCGACGCAGCAGCGAGAUGCUGGUGAAGAAGUUGCAGGGCGACUCCCCCCAGGAGCCCAGGAACCCCGGGAUGAAACGGGCCAGCUCGCUGAACUUCCUGAACAAGACCGGGGAGGAAGCCACUGAGCAAUCCGGGAGCAACCUUGCAGAUUCGAAAGCCCUGAGUGCCAGUAACGUGGAUUUAUCGAGGCGCAGCUCCCUGAGCAGCUUAAACUAACCGUCGCCCCGUGAGUGAGGGGGCGGGGUCACCACCCCCCACCACCACCACCACCGUCCUGUCCUCGCGCCUCGCUCUGAAGAGCUCAAUGGUUUUUCUUUUCAUUUCUCUGUUGCUCUGUUUUCCUGCACUACUGGAGAUACCACCGACUGGAGAUCCUUCGCUGUCCUCUGCAUGCUGUGCUUGCGUCAGUCCACAGGGCAAAGUCUAAAACUAUUCCUGGCGUUAAAGAGCAAGGUGUGUUUGUCUGCUGUGUGUGUGUGUGCGUGCGCGCGUGUGUGUGUGAAGGAGAGUUGUACCACAAUUAGGAAUGACUGCUAGAUAACAGUGCAUUAGACCAUCAGACCAUAAGAUAUAGGAGCAGAAUUAGGCCAUUCAGCCCAUCAAGUCUGCUCUUCCAUUGAAUCAGGGCUGAUUUUGUUUUCUCGAACUCCCUUCUCCCCCUCACCAAUCAAGAACCUAUCAACCUCUGCCUUAAAUACACCCAAUGACUUGGCCUCCACAGCCCUCCGUGGCAACGAAUUCCACAGAUUCACCACCCUCUGGCUGAAGAAAUUCCUCCUCCUCUCAGUUCUAAAGGGAUGCCCCUUCAUUCCAAGGCUGUGCCUCGGAUCCCAGGCUUUCCCACUGAUGGAAACAUCCUCUCCACGUCCAAUCUAUUCCAGGCCUUUCGAUAUCUGCUAGGUUUCAACGAGAUCCCCCCCUCAUCCUCUGAACCCCACUGAGUACAGGCCCAGGGACAUCAAAUGCUCCUAGUACGUUAACCCUUUCAUUCCCAGGAUCGUUCUUGUGAACCUCCUCUGGACCCUCUCCUGGGCCAGCACAUCCUUCCAGCACAUGUCAGCACAUACAGGACCCCAAAACUGUUCACAAUAUUCCAAAUGCAGUCUGACCAAUGCCUUAUAAAGUCUCAGCAGUACAUCCUUUUAUAUUCUAGUCCUCUUGAAAUGAAUGCUAACGUUGCAUUUGCCUGCCUUACUGCUGACUCAACCUGCAAGUUCACCUUUAGGGAAUCCUGCACUGGGACUCCCAAGUCCCUUUGCUCCUCCGAUUUCUGAAUUCCCUCCCCAUUUAGAAAAUAUUCUACACUUUUACUCUUCCUACUAAAGUGCAUAACCCCACACUUCCCCACGCUAUAUUCCACCUGCCACUUCUUUGCCCACUCUCCCAACCCGUCCAAGUCCUUCUGCAGACUCCCUGCCUCCACAACACUACCUGCCCCUCCACCUCUCUUUGUAAAGUCCGCAAACUGGGUCACAGUGCCGUCGGUUCCUUCAUCCAGAUCACUGACGUACAAAGUGAAAAGUUGUGGUCCCGACACCGACCCCUCGUCACUGACAGUGUCGAGGCGGUUGGUUAAAGGAGGGGCAAGAGUCAGCGAACGCUGGAAUCUGGCGCUACAACAAGCUGCUGGAGGAACUCAGCGGGUUGAGCAGCAUCUGUGGGGGGGGGGGGGGGAAUUGUCAGUGUCUUGGUUCAGGUCCUGUUGCAGGGUUUCGACCUGAAACAUUGACAAAUCCUUCCCUCCCACAGUUGCUCCUUGACCUGCUGAGUUCCUCCAGCAGAUUGUUUGUUGCAAUGGUUUAAGGGACUGUGUAAUUUGACAGCUCCACCAAGCAGCUAGCCCAUGUCCAGUGUGAGGCUUUUCCAGGAUGCCUGUACCCCGUCACAGCCUGGGUCCAAACAGUGACCACAACUGAAUCCCAGAGGGGAGGUGAGAGUAACUGCUCUUGGCAAGGAGCCCUGGUAAGGUGUUAAUGGCAUCUUUCCUACAGCAGGGUGACCAGGGCUGAGCACAGUUCUCCAAGUGUGGCCUCAUCUGUGAGUCUGGCAUUUUAAGGAUGUAGUCAUCGCGCUCUGCCUGAUGUUAUAAGGACUGGGUAAAUUAACUGUGGUUUCAAGAAGGGAAAAUCAUGUUGGAUGAACAUGGUGGAGGUCAUUGGGGAUGACAGGAGGGUAGAUCGCGGGUGCCAGUAGUUGGUGUAUAUUGACAGUUGUAAAAAAAAUCACAGUAAAGAUUGGGCAAAAGUUCCCCCCCCCCCGGGUUAGGGGACUCCAAAACUAGAGGGCAUCAAUUUAGGGUAAGAUUCAUAAGGGACUUGAGGGGCAACUUUUCCAUGCAGAGGGUGGUGAGUAUAUGGAACGAGCUGCCAGAGGGAGUGGGUGAGGCAGGUACAAUAGUGUCAUUUAAGAAGCACUUGGAUAGGUACAUGGAGGGGAGGGGCUUGGAGGGAUAUGGACCGAAUGCAGGAAAUUGGGUCUAGAUGAGUGGGCACCGUGGUCGGCAUGGACUGCUUGGGCCGAAGGGCCUGUAUCCAUGCUGUAUUGCUGUGUGACUCUGACUGUGUAGGGGUAUCAGAGUUACUGCAGUGGCUGGAACUGUACCUCACACUGGGGGAGGUGGUUGGUAUUGGUUUAUUAUUGUGACACGCACUGAGACACAGUGAACAGCUUGUGUCUGCGUGCCAUCCAGACAUCGGCACAUCGAGGUAGUAAAAAGGAAAAUGGAAUGCAGAACAUAGUGUUACGGUUACAGAGAAAGUGCAGGCAGACAAUAAGAUGCAAGGGCCACGAUGAGGUAGAUAGUGAGGUCAAGAGUUCAGCUUUAGCGUAUGAGAGGUCUGUUCAAGAAUCUGAUAACAGCGGGAUAGAAGCCAUCCUUGAGCCUGGUGGUACAUGCUGUCAGGCUUUUGUAUCUUCUGCCCGAUGGGAGAGGGGAGAAGAAAGAAUGACCCAGGCGGGUGGGGUCUUUGAUUAUGUCGGCUGCUUUCCCGAGGCAGCGAGAGGUAUAGACAGAGUCCAUGGAGGGGAGGCUGGUGUCCGUGAUGCGCUGGGCUAAGUCCACAACUCUCUGCGGUCUCUUGCGGUCCUGGGCAGAGCAGUUGCUGUACCAAGCCGUGAUGCAUCCGGAUAGGAUGCUUUCUGAGGUGCAUCUGUAAAAAUUGGUGCGGGCCAUCGGGGACAUGCCGAAUUUCCUUAGCCUUCUGAGGAAGUAGAGGUGCUGGUGAGCUUUCUUGGCCGUGGCAUCUACGUGGCUGGACCAGGACAAGUUGAUGGUGAUAUUUACACUGAGGGACUUGAAGCUCUGAACCAUCUCCGCCUCAGCACCGUUGAUACAGACAGGGGCGUGUUCAGUUCCAUUGACAGUCCAGUGGCAGGAAGGGCAAUGCUGAGGGAGGGGCUGCUACCCCUAGCAAGCUUCAGUGGGAAGGAAUUCACUUCACACCAUCCCUCUGCAGCUGGCAGUUCUGAAUAUCUGGAGCAUGGAUUUAACAAGGAGCAGGCUUGUUUUCUUUGCUGAGCUUUGUGAUGGCUGACUCUGUGUGUACGUGUGUGUGUGUGUGUACGUGUGUGUGUGUACGUGUGUUGCACCCUUGGCCCAUUUACAAGGGGCAGGAUUCCUCUGUUGGGAUUGUACAGUACACUUCAGUAUAUAGACAUCAGCACUAAAAUACAACAAACUUGUCAAUAGCUGGUUGCUUCUCCACCUCCUGUGUGUAUCCACCAUAGAAAUGGUUUCAGCUUUCUUUGUAAAUACAACAGAUACUGGCAAACGAUCUGAGUCUUUCCCCCAGCUCUAUACUCUAUUGCUGGUAUUCUGCAAGAUGCGAAGCGAAUUUAUGCCAGCACUGGAAUGGACUACCCAGCACUUCCUAAUAAAGCAGUGGGUGAUGUCAGAC
Molecule: messenger RNA, 5897 nt
Organism: Pristis pectinata (smalltooth sawfish)
Lineage: Eukaryota; Metazoa; Chordata; Chondrichthyes; Rhinopristiformes; Pristidae
Product: kinesin light chain 2-like
Exons: 16
Coding region: 313-2217 (634 amino acids)
Biological process (GO): microtubule-based movement
Cellular component (GO): kinesin complex; cytoplasm; membrane-bounded organelle
Molecular function (GO): kinesin binding
Source: RefSeq, a predicted model, not a curated record